GUCACUCGUCGCAGCAUCUCUCAGGUAGUAAAGCAGAUCUGAGGAGCAGAUAGGAGACGAGCUGUUUUGCUCGCACACCCUUCUGCUCUUCCAGCUCGCUCCCCGAACCUCCGCUCUGAAAACCAUGGUGGCUAAAACCAGGAAACAGAUCGGGAAGAGUCCGGGUCAGACCCAGACCGAGCGCGAUAGAAACCUUCACCAUGUUUCACCUCACAGCAAAAGUAACAUACGGCGACCAGGCAGGGAGAGCAAGGCUUUCUCUCACCCAAACGGGCUGGCAGGAAUCGGGCACAAGCUCGGGCUAACUUCUUGCUCGGUCUGGAAGCUGGGUGUCACGGUGCUACUUGCUGGGCUGACUGGAUAUCUGCACUGGUACCAUCUGUCUCAGCUCUUUGAGAAUGACAGGCACUUUUCCCAUCUGUCAAACCUGGAGAAGGAGAUGGCUUUCCGAACAGAAAUGGGCCUGUACUAUUCCUACUACAAGACCAUUAUCGAGGCUCCUUCGUUCAUGGAUGGACUCCACAUGAUCAUGAACGAUCGACUAACUGAGUAUCCUCUGGUUAUCAACACUCUGAAGAGGUUCAAUCUCUAUCCUGAGGUGGUCCUGGCCAGCUGGUACCGCGUGUACACAGGUGUUAUGGGCUACUUUGGGAUCCCCACAAAGAUGUGCUGGUCCAUUAACAGAGGAGAGGGACUCACUCCUGUGGAUAGCUGUGAAGGGCUGGGCGACCCGGCGUAUUUCUACGUAGCCUGUAUCUUCCUGCUAAAUGGAGCAAUGAUGAGCCUGUUCUUUAUAUACGGCACCUACCUCAGUGGAAGCCGAUUGGGUGGAGUUGUCACCAUAUUGUGUUUUUUCUUCAAUCACGGUGAAAGCACUCGUGUGAUGUGGACUCCACCCCUGAGGGAGAGCUUUGCCUACCCGUUUUUAGUCCUGCAGAUGCUGCUUCUCACCUACAUUUUACGCACACAAAACCCAAGCAGGACAUCCAUGGUCGCCCUAGGCAUCUCCAAUUUAUGCUUCAUGCUGCCUUGGCAGUUUGCUCAGUUUGUGCUCCUCACUCAGGUGGCUUCUCUGUUUGCGUCCUACAUCCUGGGCUACCUUGCUGCUGCAAAGAUGCAGUCUAUCCUUGUCACUCACAUGGUCACGCUGGGGUUCUGCUUCAUCCUGAUGUUUGGGAACUCAAUGCUUCUCACAUCUUUUUAUGCCUCUUCUCUCAUUUCCAUAUGGGUCAUCAUCGCUUUAAGAGAUCGGUUCAUCCAGUUGUUCAAACCUGGCAUUAUCAUCUGGGUCAUGCAGGGUCUGGCCUGGGUCGGCUCCACAGUUCUGCUGAAAUUUCUGCUCUCCACUGUGUUUGGUGCCUCUGAUGAUGCUCACAUCAGUGGACUGAUCAAAUCCAAAUUCACAAGUUACAAAGACUUCCACACUCUGAUGUACACCUGUGCUGCUGAGUUUGACUUCAUGGAGUUUGAGACGCCUGUCCGUUACCUUAAAACGCUGCUGCUGCCCAUCAACCUGCUGGUGGUCGCUCUCAUUGCAGGCAGGACUGUGCAGGAUUUGUUUCGGACUCUAACACAAGAAGCAAAGACGUCUAGAAAGACGGAAGAUGUUGACGAAGCUACAGGGCCUGAUGUAGCUGCGAAAGGAGAGAUGGUGUACCACAGCCUACAGCUGGUAGCGUUUGCCGUCCUGGCCAUCCUCAUCAUGCGCCUGAAGCUCUUCUUGACUCCUCACAUGUGCAUCAUGGCGUCUCUCCUUUGCUCCCGACAGUUGUUUGGGUGGAUAGGUGAGAAGUUCAGGCACCAGGCUGUAGUUGUUGGAGUCAUGGCGAUGAUGGCGAUACAGGGAGUUGCCAACCUGCAGGCCCAGUGGGGGAUCAUUGGAGAGUUCAGCAACUUGCCACAGGAGGAGCUGCUGGACUGGAUCCAGGAAAACACCCGCCCAGACUCUGUGUUCGCCGGAGCCAUGCCUACCAUGGCCAGCAUAAAGCUUUCUGCUGGGCGGCCUAUUGUCAACCACCCCCACUACGAAGACGCCGGUCUCAGGGAGAGAACCAAGCUGGUUUAUUCCAUGUAUAGCCGCAUGACUGGAGAAACUGUUCAACGAAACCUAAAGAAACUGGGGGUGGACUUCUUCGUCCUGGAGGAUUCCUGGUGCACCAGACGGACCAGACCCGGCUGCAGCAUGCCAGAGAUCUGGGAUGUAGAGAACCCUGAGAACGUUGGAAAAACUCCCUUCUGCACCCACAUGUCCAGGAACUCGCGGCCCUACUUCAACACAGUAUUUUCCAAUGACAUCUAUAAAGUUCUCAAAGUCCCCAAAGAUGUGAGAUAACAGUGCUGG
Messenger RNA from Cyprinodon variegatus (sheepshead minnow), 2341 nucleotides. It is a transcript of the gene dpy19l1l, whose product is annotated as dpy-19-like 1 (C. elegans). The record is from RefSeq and is a predicted model, not a curated record. The transcript is spliced from 22 exons. NCBI's taxonomy places the organism in Eukaryota, Metazoa, Chordata, Actinopteri, Cyprinodontiformes, Cyprinodontidae. Gene Ontology annotation, molecular function: mannosyltransferase activity. The coding region runs from base 125 to 2332 and encodes 735 amino acids. Gene Ontology annotation, cellular component: nuclear inner membrane.